Messenger RNA from Anthostomella pinea, 1026 nucleotides. The record is from the annotation of a GenBank genome assembly. Lineage: Eukaryota; Fungi; Ascomycota; Sordariomycetes; Xylariales; Xylariaceae.
AUGGUCAAAAUUGCAAUCGCCGCGGCUUCAAGUCAGCUGGCCAGAGAAGUCAUCGACAGCUUGGUAGCGACCAAAAAGCACGAGGUCAUCGGUCUAGUCCGAAAGGUGACCGACCACGAGACCCCUCCACUUCAUGCGGAAUACAAGCUGACUCAGGGGUCACAGGAUCCUGCCCAAUACCCUUCACUGCCCGGCGUUCAAUGGGUACAGACCACGUACGAAGACAAGGCAGACCUAGUCCGCCUGUUCAAAGGCGUUGAAGUCGUUCUGUGCUUUUGGCCUGUCAACCUUGACCACGGUAGUGUCAAGCAGAAGCGACUCAUCGAUGCUGCAGUCGAGGCUGGCGUGAAGCGCUUCGCUCCGUCAGAUGGCGUCAAGUUGGAGUCCUCGCUCGACGCCAUGGCAUGGUACGCCGGCAAGAUCGAGAUAACCCGCUACCUCGAGAACCUCAACAAGGAGAAGAAGGUCAUCGAGUACACCAGGUUUCAAAUCGGUGCUUUCAUGAACUAUCUUGGGCACCCGCACCAGACGUCAACACAUGUCGCCACGCUGCCAUUCGCGUUCGACUUCGAGAAGCAACACGCCACUCUGCUUGAAGGCUCGCUCGACGAUGUCAUUGUGUGGACGACGGUCCAAGACAUCGCCGGCGUUGUCGCUCGAGCCGUCGAGUACGAGGGCGAAUGGCCCGCCGUCGGCGGCAUUAGAGGGAGCCCGGUGACGAUGCGAGAGAUGCUUCGACUGGGAGAGGCAAUGGGCAAGCCCUUCACGAUUGAAUGGCUCAAGAAGGAAGACGUCAAGACCGAGCCCCCCAACCCGAAGGCGGACACUGGUGGUGCCGUUGAGAUCGACCUGCGCUCAAUGACGCCCGAGCAGGCGCAGGCGUUCGUGAAAAUGGCCACCCGAGGGAUCUUGGUUGCGGUUGGGCGCGGGGCUUACGAUGUCACGGAUGAUUGGAACAGGAUCUUGCCGGACUACAAGUUCACCCAGGUCGAGGACUUCCUCAAGAAGGUUUGGGGAGGGAAAUAG